Molecule: messenger RNA, 2615 nt
Organism: Erinaceus europaeus (western European hedgehog)
Lineage: Eukaryota; Metazoa; Chordata; Mammalia; Eulipotyphla; Erinaceidae
Gene: HOXD10
Product: homeobox D10
Exons: 2
Coding region: 696-1928 (410 amino acids)
Biological process (GO): regulation of transcription by RNA polymerase II
Cellular component (GO): nucleus
Molecular function (GO): DNA-binding transcription factor activity, RNA polymerase II-specific; RNA polymerase II cis-regulatory region sequence-specific DNA binding
Source: RefSeq, a predicted model, not a curated record
GUAGCCGAUGGACGCUUUCCCGAAGGACAAAUAGCAAAACUGCUGGCGAGGGAUAGUCUCCCGGCUGAAAUCCCCCCAGCCCCCCAGUUUCUCAGAUCGGGGUGUGGUUCCUUCUCCUGCCCAAAGCGCAGGGAGCCCACCGAGGUGCGGGGACGGGGAGCCCGGGCGGGCGGGCGGAGAGGGCAGCGCUUCGGCCGAGUAGGUUCCCCGGGGAUCGGUCAGCAGCAGCGGCCUCUGCGCUCGGCUCGGCGACCCAUCUCACCGCCGCUUCCCAGACACUUUGACUUCAUCUAUGCGCGAAAGCUCUUUUCCCUUUGGAUUCCUAAGGUGGGAUGUCUCGGAGCCUGGGGAGUCCGACUCACCUUCCCAGGCUGCUGGGGACAAAAUGACCCAGCCUGGGCCCCCAACCCCCGCCCGGGCCCCGGGUCCCGGUCCCCGGUCCCCGGGUCCUCUUGGGCGCCUCGUGCCCCGGUGUGUGCGGGAAUGCUUCUGUGUGCCACGGCGCUCCCCUCCUGCUCCCCUCCCCGCGCGCGUCCUCCUGCAGCUCCCCAAAGGCCGAGCCUCUGCUUCCGCCUGCGGGGCCGAGAGACCGGGGCUUCGGGCGCGAGUGGGGCCGAGCGAGCCCGGGGAGCCGGUGGGCGGCGGGCGUGCUGGGCGGCCUGUCUCGGGCGCGCACUAUCGCGGCUGCAUAGUAGAUGUCGCUGUUGUCCGUGCUUACGCGGCCGGCCGGCCGGGCUCAGGAGCACGUGACCUGCAAGGAGGCUGCGGCUCAAGGCCAUUUUCAAAUCUCAUUGGCUUGGUUGUCAUGUGGUCGGCAGAGGCAUCCACAAUUACACGGGGAAUGUUUUCCUAGAGAUGUCAGCCUACAAAGGACACAAUCUCUCUUCUUCAAAUUCCUCCCCAAAAUGUCCUUUCCCAACAGCUCUCCUGCUGCUAAUACUUUUUUAGUAGAUUCCUUGAUCAGUGCCUGCAGGAGUGACAGUUUUUAUUCGAGCAGCGCCAGCAUGUACAUGCCACCACCUAGCACAGACAUGGGGACCUAUGGAAUGCAAACCUGUGGACUACUCCCGUCUCUGGCCAAAAGAGAAGUGAACCACCAAAAUAUGGGUAUGAAUGUGCAUCCUUAUAUACCUCAAGUAGACAGUUGGACAGACCCGAACAGAUCUUGUCGAAUAGAGCAACCUGUUACACAGCAAGUUCCCACUUGCUCUUUCACUACCAACAUUAAAGAAGAAUCCAAUUGCUGCAUGUAUUCUGAUAAGCGCAACAAACUCAUUUCUGCUGAGGUCCCUUCGUACCAGAGGCUGGUCCCUGAGUCCUGUCCCGUUGAGAACCCUGAGGUUCCUGUCCCUGGAUAUUUUAGACUGAGUCAGACCUACGCCACCGGGAAAACCCAAGAGUACAAUAACAGCCCCGAAGGCAGCUCUACAGUCAUGCUCCAGCUCAACCCUCGCAGCGCGGCCAAGCCGCAGCUCUCGGCCGCCCAGCUGCAGAUGGAAAAGAAGAUGAAUGAGCCUGCAAGCAGCCAGGAGCCCACCAAAGUCUCCCAGGUGGAGAGCCCCGAGGCCAAGGGUGGCCUUCCGGAAGAGAGAAGCUGCCUGGCUGAGGUCUCCGUGUCCAGCCCAGAAGUACAGGAGAAGGAAAGCAAAGAGGAAAUCAAGUCUGAUACUCCAACCAGCAACUGGCUUACUGCAAAGAGUGGCAGAAAGAAGAGGUGCCCUUACACUAAGCACCAAACGCUGGAAUUAGAAAAAGAGUUCUUGUUCAAUAUGUACCUCACCCGCGAGCGCCGCCUAGAGAUCAGUAAGAGCGUUAACCUCACCGACAGGCAGGUCAAGAUAUGGUUUCAAAACCGCCGAAUGAAACUUAAGAAGAUGAGCCGAGAGAACCGGAUCCGAGAACUGACCGCCAACCUCACCUUCUCUUAGGUCCGAGGCCCAUCAGAGGUCGGGAUCAGAGAGGCAGUGUUCCAGGGCCGAGUGCUGGAGGAACUGGGAAGGCAGAAACAAAACCUACACUGCUCUUUUUUUUUUUUUUCUGUUUUGUUUUGUUUUCCUGCUAGAAUGUGACUUUGGGGUCAUUCUGUUCGUGCUGCAAGUGAUCUGUAAUCCCUACGAGUACAUAUAUAUAUAUAUAUAUAUAAAUCUAGCACGUGUAAUUUAUUAUUUUUUCAUCAUAAUGCAGGGUAACUAUUACUACGUAUUUUUAUUUGGGUCUUAACUUAUUGGAACUGUAGAGCAUCAAUCCAUUCACCCAUCCAGCAAUGUGUCUUUUUCAUGUUUUUCCUAACACAAAAGAUAUCUGUAUGUGGUUAGCCCAUGAGUUCAUGGCAUUUUGAGUACAUCUAGUACUCAAAAAUAUUUAAAUUACAUAUAUAUUUACAAAUUUUUAAGAAAACCCACAAUCUCUGGGGGGAGGGGGACAAAAAGCACAUUACACGUAUCUUUUUGCAAACAAAUUUAGCAAUCGUCCUUGGUGAGAUGGAAUCUUGACAACUUAUGCCUUGUAGCCUUUCCCUUGUGGUGCAUCUGUGGUUUGGUAGAAGUACAACAGAAACCUGUCUUUUCUGUGCAUGUUCUGGUCGCAUGUAUAAUGCAAUAAACUCUGGAAAUGAG